Molecule: messenger RNA, 1808 nt
Organism: Lactuca sativa (garden lettuce)
Lineage: Eukaryota; Viridiplantae; Streptophyta; Magnoliopsida; Asterales; Asteraceae
Product: GDP-mannose transporter GONST3
Source: RefSeq, a predicted model, not a curated record
CGUCAUUAUGCUUUGUUCAUUUUCUUUCUUCCUCAGAGGGAGUAUUAUACAAUAAAACCCGUCGUUUUCUUCCCUUUCCAAAUCCCUUGCUUUCUUCACUCUCCAAGUUCACGGCACACUCUCCGCCAGAAAUAAGAUUUAUGGAAUCUACAAAGAAUUUUUUUGCUGUGUUUGCAAUAGCAAGUUUGUUUCUUUGCAUUAAUUUUGUCGGCAGAAGUAUGAGUUGCGCAUUUCCAUAGAUUUUUGUUCGUAGUAAAAAAAACUUAUUAGUGUUUUUGACCCCGCUGCUAACUCCGGUUCUCUCCGGACGAGAGACGACCUUCAUCGCCGUCAGUCGAAUCAGUCCCUCACGCGAUUCCUCCGCCUCGACAACUCCGGCACGGCGGCACUACAGUCUCCACCGUCGAUCCCUUCCUCCCUUCAUCAGCGACAACUGCGACACACGGAAUCAGAUUUAGAUGACAAAUGAUGUGGAAAACCCUAAAAAAGAUCCCCUCCCUCCUCCACCUAUCAUUGAAUCAAAAAACUGGUAUGAUAUUUUCCUCCAACAAGUUUCAGUAUACGGAAUAGCAGCAGGAUACUGCUUAUCUGCUUCUUUACUCUCCAUCAUCAACAAAUGGGCAGUUAUGAAAUUCCCUUACCCUGGUGCCCUAACAGCUUUACAAUACUUCACAAGUGCAUCAGGCGUAUUCCUUUUCGGGUCCCUCAACUUUCUCCAACAUGACAGAUUAGACCCUCAAACAAUGUGGCGUUUCCUUCCAGCUGCUAUUAUCUUCUAUCUUUCCCUCUUCACAAACAGCGAACUCCUCCUUCAUGCAAAUGUUGACACCUUCAUUGUAUUUCGUUCAGCAGUUCCAAUCUUUGUUGCCAUUGGAGAAACCCUUUACCUCCACCAACCAUGGCCUUCACUAAAGACAUGGCUUUCACUUGCAACCAUUUUUGCAGGGAGUGUGGUUUAUGUCAUCACAGAUUACCAAUUUACCCUCAUGGCGUAUACUUGGGCUUUAGCAUAUCUUAUAAGCAUGUCCAUAGAUUUUGUGUACAUAAAACAUGUGGUAAUGACAAUCGGUUUGAACACAUGGGGUCUUGUUCUUUACAAUAAUCUUGAAGCUCUGUUACUUUUCCCAUUGGAGUUGUUGAUAAUGGGGGAAUUGAAGAAGAUAAGACAUGAAAUUAAAGAGGAGACAGAUUGGUAUUCUUUUGAGGUGAUUUUGCCAGUGGGUUUAUCGUGUUUGUUUGGUUUGGCGAUUUCUUUUUUUGGAUUUUCUUGUAGAAGGGCGAUUUCGGCAACGGGUUUUACAGUUCUUGGGAUUGUGAAUAAGCUUUUAACUGUGGUCAUUAAUUUGAUGAUUUGGGAUAAACAUUCGAGUUUUAUUGGGACAAUUGGGCUUUUGAUUUGUAUGUUUGGUGGGGUUAUGUAUCAGCAGUCUACUAGCAAGAACCCUAAUUCCAAACCUGUUGAUGUUAAACAAGUUGUUGUUCAAGAAGAUGAGCAACAAAAACUGCUUGAGAUGCAAAAUGUCAUGAGUUCAGAGGAAGCAAAAUGACAUACAUUUUUUUUUACACAUUUGUUGCAGUAGUGUACACUGGAAAAUUGAUAUUUUAGUUAAAAUAUUGUAGAAUAGGUUAAAGAUUCAUUUUUUUUAAUCAAAGGAGGACAUUAUAUGCGCUUAUUGCCCAUUAAGAUUUAUCAAGUACCAAAUGUUUGGUAUCAUUUUGUUAGAAAUAGUUAUUUGUUUCUUGUAUAAUUCGUAAUUGUACACAAUUUCUGUUCUUUAUAAAGAUAGUUUUACAUGCUUUUUGUGCAA